Molecule: messenger RNA, 1434 nt
Organism: Melanaphis sacchari
Lineage: Eukaryota; Metazoa; Arthropoda; Insecta; Hemiptera; Aphididae
Gene: Tgt
Product: queuine tRNA-ribosyltransferase catalytic subunit
Exons: 2
Coding region: 163-1341 (392 amino acids)
Cellular component (GO): cytosol
Molecular function (GO): tRNA-guanosine(34) queuine transglycosylase activity
Source: RefSeq, a predicted model, not a curated record
CACAACACUAUAUAUUUAACAUGUUUGUUUUAAAUUGGAUUUGAUGAAUAUGUUUCAUAAUUAAAUUUGUUUUCUGUUGGUAGAGAUUGACUAAUACGCUUUUGUUUACAUAUAAAAUUAUUCAAGUCAGUUCAAACCAAAACUUAUUAAAAACAAUUUAAAAUGGAAAAACCUUUGCAAUUUGACGUGAUUGCCACCUGCAGUACUUCACGAGCUCGUACUAGUUUAAUGAAAUUACCACAUUAUACAGUAGAAACACCAGUGUUUAUGCCUGUUGGUACCAAAGGAUCUAUUAAAUCUGUUUUACCAGAACAGCUGGAAGAUAUGAACUGUCAAAUUAUUCUAGGAAACACUUAUCACUUGGGAUUACGUCCUGGAGUUGAGUUAUUGAAAAAAGCCAAAGGACUUCAUAAUUUUAUGGGUUGGAAACGUGCUCUACUCACUGAUUCUGGAGGCUUUCAAAUGGUCUCAUUGUUACAUAUGGCUGAUAUUAAUGAACAGGGUGUUAAUUUUGAAUCACCUUAUGAUGGUACAAAAAGCUUGUUAACUCCUGAGAAGUCUAUUCAAAUACAAAAUGCAAUUGGUGCAGAUAUAAUAAUGCAGUUAGAUGAUGUCGUGCCAACUACCUCAAAAGACAACGAAAGAAUGGAAGAAGCUACAUACAGGACAACACGUUGGUUAGAUCGUUGUUUAAGUGCUCAUGAAAGACCUAAUGAACAAAAUAUAUUUCCUAUUGUUCAAGGAGGUCUUAUUGAAGAUUUAAGAAAGUUAAGUGCAAAUUUACAUUUAGAAAGAAAAGUAAAUGGUUAUGCUAUAGGUGGUCUUAGUGGUGGGGAAGCUAAAGAAGAUUUCUGGAAAAUGGUUCUUCUUUCUACUCAAAUGUUACCUGGAGAUAAACCUAAAUAUGUGAUGGGAGUCGGAUUUGCAGUAGAUUUAGUAAUUUGUUCUGCUUUAGGAGCUGACAUGUUUGACUGUGUAUUUCCAACAAGAACAGCUCGGUUUGGUUGUGCAUUAACUUCAAAUGGUCAAAUUAGUUUAAGACAAAAAAAGUUUCAAAUGGAUUUUGGACCAAUUGAAAAAAAUUGUAUCUGUUCAACAUGUAAGACAUAUACUCGAGCAUACAUACAUCAGAUUGUUAGUACUGAAGCUGUUUCUUGCAGUUUAUUAUCAGUGCAUAAUCUUAAUUAUCAAAUGCAGUUGAUGAAAGGCAUUAGAGAAAGCAUUAAGGUAAACAAAUUUCCGGAAUUUGUCCAGCAAUUUAUGGUUGAUAUGUAUCCAGAUAAUAAUUAUCCACAGUGGUGUAUUGAUGCACUACAAUCAGUGAAUAUAGAACUAAAAUAAAAAUAAACAUUGCAAGCACUUAGUUCUAUAAACUGUACAAUAUUAUUUAAUUUCAUAAUUUUCAUUAAUUGAAAAUUAACACACUAACUACCA